AUGAUCCCACCCAUCCCAACCCUGCAGGAGUACGGGCUCUCGUCCAAUUUUGGCUUCCUGCCCAAUGUCGACCCCGUGGAGCGUAUCUCGUCGCUCUACUAUGAGCCCUGGGAGAAGGUCGCAGACAAUUUGCCACAGCUUAUUCGCACAAAGACGGUCCGGGGCGUGAUUGAUGCCCUCCCAAUGCUGGAUCUGUACCGUCUGGUGGGCGAGGGGGAGAGGAGAAGGGCGUAUGUUGUGUUGGGGUUUUUGACACAUGCGUAUGUGUGGGCUGGGGACGAGCCUGCUGAAUGCCUCCCAGCCACCAUCUCUGCACCCCUCCUCGAGCUCUCCGACCACUUCGAGAUCCCCCCGGUGGCCACCUACGCCACCGUCUGUCUCUGGAACUACCACAGUCUCAACCCACACCAGCGCAAAGACCUCCUCAGCAACCUCCGCACCAUCACCACCUUCACCGGCACCCACGACGAGUCCUGGUUCUACCUCAUCUCCGUCGCCAUCGAAGCCCGCGGCGCCGCCAGCAUCCCCAUCAUGCUCCGCGCCAUCGCCGCCGCCCGCGAGAACGACGCCGACACAGUCAUCAGGGCGCUCACCAUGUUUGCCGACCACAUCACGGACCUCGGCGAGCUGCUCGACCGCAUGGAUGAGGGCUGCCACCCGAACGUGUUUUACUUCCAGAUCCGCCCGUUCUUGGCCGGGAGUAAGAAUAUGGAGGAGUCGGGGCUGCCGAGGGGCGUCAGCUAUGAGGACCGCGCGGGGAAUAAGAGCUGGCAGAAGUACUCGGGGGGGAGUAAUGCGCAGAGCUCGCUGAUUCAAACGUUUGAUAUCAUUUUGGGCGUGGAGCAUCGCCAGACGGGGGAGAGGAAGAAUCCGAGUGCGGGGCAGCUGCAGGGGACGGCGCCACCGGCGCAGAAUAACUUUAUCCAGAAUAUGCGCUCCUACAUGCCUGGCUCGCACCGCCGCUUCCUCGAGCACCUCACCACCGUUGCAAACAUCAAAGACUACGCCAACGCACACGCCGACAACCUCGCCCUCACCGCCGCAUACAACAACGCCCUCCGCGCACUCGCCCACUUCCGCACCAUCCACGUGCAGAUGGUGACGCGCUACAUCAUCCUGCCCUCCUCCGCCGAGAAGAAGCGCAUCGCCGCGCUCGCCGCCUCCUCCACCGGCACCAACAACAAGCAGCGCCUCCCGCAGGGAAUGGCACUGGACGAGCCUCGCCAGGGGCUAGCUAAGGACGAGGCCUCGCGGAAGGGCCUGAGAGGCACGGGCGGAACGCAGUUGAUCCCGUUCUUGAAGCAGGCGAGGGACGAGACGACGGAGCCGGCGAUUGGAACGGCGCCGUCGCUGGCGCCGUCGACGACGGCUGGGAAGAGGCCGCAGAGGGUGGCGAGGACGCCGACCGACUUUGCGAGGAGCUGUAAUGUGAAUGAGUUUGAGGAUCUGAAUCCGGGGUUUGUGGGGCUGGCGGGGGCGUGGAGUGCUGCGGAUGAUGCGGGGGGUUUGUGUCAUUCUUGA
Molecule: messenger RNA, 1521 nt
Organism: Morchella sextelata
Lineage: Eukaryota; Fungi; Ascomycota; Pezizomycetes; Pezizales; Morchellaceae
Exons: 3
Coding region: 1-1521 (506 amino acids)
Biological process (GO): 'de novo' NAD+ biosynthetic process from L-tryptophan
Cellular component (GO): cytoplasm
Molecular function (GO): heme binding; metal ion binding; indoleamine 2,3-dioxygenase activity
Source: RefSeq, a predicted model, not a curated record